This is a messenger RNA of Oncorhynchus mykiss (rainbow trout), 4742 nucleotides long. Lineage: Eukaryota; Metazoa; Chordata; Actinopteri; Salmoniformes; Salmonidae. The record is from RefSeq and is a predicted model, not a curated record.
AUUGAAAUGCCUGGCAGUCAACUUCAAAUGCCUAAUGGAGCAAAUAUCUUGACCAGAAAAUAUACUUGAAUUCAUUCAGGGGCUUAUCCAAGACCCAGUGGUACAGCACACAGAGCGUGGUGGAGGAAUCCUCGCAGGCAGCCCUCCCUCUGAAUAGGCAGGCACCCACUGCGUCAGUAACCUGAUUACCCUAGCUGUCAGUCUUAAUAAGGCCAGGCCUCAGAUCCCCACCACGGGACGGGACAAACUUGGUCCUCCGAUAGGGAGUCAGAGGACAGAUGAGGAACAGGACGGCAGCUCUUCUCCGAACACAGACAGACAAAGACAAAGUGUGCAGAAUUCAACAGGAAGCUCUGUACAGACUGAGACUGCUGGAUCCUCCAGUGUUUUACAGCCCUCUCUGCACUGACCAUUGGUACAAGAAGAGAGACUGCUGCCUGAGGCCUGGGUACAGGGAGGCUAGGAUCCUAACACUGCCACACAAGCAGCUCCACAGUAAUGUCAGCCUCCCUCCUGGACGCUGAUCCCAUCUAUGCCACGGUGGUCCACACUGCCAAGGCUGAGGACAGGGAGUCGACAGGGGCUGUGGCUGUCCCUCCAGUCAGGCUGAAGCCUCCGGGGGACCUAAAGUUGACCCGGAGCCUCUCCAAGUCGGACUCAGACCUGUUGGUGUCUCCCCUGGGUGAGGAGGAUGGGGGUCUGAACAGCUGCUGUGAGUCUGUGGCUAACUGCAGUUCUGGGAACAAACAGAUGGAGAGAUCGCCCUCCUUCGCCUCCGAGUGGGAUGAGAUUGAGAAGCUCAUGAACCUGAUUGGAGCAGGCAUCGAGUCAUCCAAUGACCAGCAGCGCACCACAGAUGGGGCCUGCAGCAAAGCCCUGGACCAGCCUGUGGGAGAGUGGCUGGAGCAUGUGGGGCUGCCGCAGUAUGAGAGCAAGCUGCUGCUUAAUGGCUUUGACGACCUACGCUACAUGGGCAGUAACGUGAUGGAGGACUUGGACCUUAGAGAUAUGGGAAUCACUGACCCUGGACACAGAAAGAAGAUCCUCCACGCAGCACGCAGCUUGCCCAAGGUGAAGGCCCUGGGCUGUGAUGGCAGCACCUCUCUCUCCACCUGGUUGGAUGUGCUAGGUCUGCAGGAGUACCUGCCUAACUUCCUGUCUAGCGGCUACCGUACCUUGGACUGUGUGAAGAACCUAUGGGAGUUGGAGAUUGUCAAUGUGUUGAAAAUCGGCGUUCUGGGCCACAGGAAGAGGAUCAUAGCGUCUCUGGCAGAGCGGCCCUAUGAGGAGGCCCCGACCAAAUCACAGAUCUCUCACCGUCUCUCACAGAUCAGGUUUCAGGACUUGUUGUCCCAGACAGGGACCUCUGCUCUGAGUCAGAUGGACCCGUCCACCAGUCGCUCCAUGGACAUGCUCCUGCCCCUGGGAGAGGCAGGCAGGAGGAGGAGAGCCAUGGACCAGGACUGCAGUGUGUCCCUGCGCUCCUACAGCGAGAGACCACGCUCUCAUGACAGACAGAGUGACAGACAUAGGGAACCCAGUUUGACCCUUCGGCCGCCUAGCCAGUCUGCCACAUACGCUACAGUGUCCGCUUGGCAUCACCAGCCUGAGAAACUCAUCUUAGAGUCCUGUGGGUAUGAGGCCAGUUAUUUAGGAUCAAUGAUUAUCAGGGAUCUACGGGGGAUUGAGUCAACUCAAGAAGCCUGUGCCAAAAUUAGGAAGUCGAAGGACCAUUCAAGAAAGGGUCCUGUUGUCAUCCUUUCCAUCACCUAUAAAGGGGUCAAGUUUAUCGACGCAGCCACUAAGACCAUAGUAGCCGAGCAUGAGAUCAGGAACAUCUCCUGUGCGGCCCAGGACCCUGAGGAACUCUGUACCUUCGCCUACAUCACCAAGGACAAUAAAAGUGGCCACCACUUCUGCCAUGUCUUCAGCACUGUGGAAGUGACCCAGACCUAUGAGAUCAUCCUGACGCUGGGUCAGGCCUUUGAGGUGGCCUAUCAGCUGGCUCUCCAGACCAAAGCCAGGCAGUAUGUCCCAGUCCCCCCACCAUCUCUGGGGUCAGAGGUCAUUGAGACCAAAUCCAGCCGGCCCACAUCACAGCAAUGGAGCAGCAUGAGGAGAUCAACAGGUGCCCCUCCACUAGAAUGCCGCUGCUGUUACUGUCACACGUGUACUACCCACCGCCCCUCCUUCCUCCCGUUGCACUCUGUUAGCCCUGGAGUCCAGCUCACUCCAGCGUUCAAGUUUCCGGACACCAAGCUAUGAGUUGAAGUGGAGCAGCCAAUGUGAGCGUCUGCGUGUGUGUAGACUAGAGCCAGAGAGACCAACAGGGAUACAUUCAGCGGGUCUAUGAGGGACUGUUUGAUAAGGUCUGCUGCCUUCUACCACAUCUCCUGAAUACCAAGUAACAGAGAAAUUAGAACCUUACACUAGCUGUCUGUCCACUGGGUGAGAAGGUCAGUCUGAAAGGUCAAAUAUCCUCCCUGGCCUCACACUGACUGUCUUUACCUCCACAUCUGACUUCCUGUAGGUACAAUAAUAUACAGAAUAUAGACAAUUAAUGAUGGGCCAUUAAUGACAAUUGUUAUUGAUUCAGGUAUAUUUGAGAUUAACAUGUUGUUACUACCAGGAUCAAGAAGAGAGAACAAGAGUACGUGAAUCAAAUUUAGAACUACCGUACCAGCAUAAUAAUGCUAUGCCCAUGUAUAGUUUGGGCAAAGUAUAGUUUGUCAAUGAUAAUGUUUAAAAAUGUAAAGCAAUAUAUACCUGAAAUUAAAUAGUACAAUGGAACAUCUCAUUCUUAAGGUAUUUGAUUGUGUCUUAGGGCAUCUUACUUGCAUGGGAGUUUGAAGGAGCUGUCAGACAAUAUAUUCUAUGAGAGCUAAUUGCAUCUCUUUGUCACUAAGACAAGCCCAGGGACUGGCAGAGGAGAUAGAUGUAUGCAUGCAGAAGUCAUACUCCCUCACUAGCAAAGACAUUUGGAACAAAACAUGUGAUGGAAAUAAACUGAUGCAUUUUUAAAAUACACUAUUUUUCAAUGGCUAACUGAUGUAGUAAGAGGAUGAAAUAUAUUAUUCAAUGGAGGGACUAUUUAAAAUUAGGAAGAAAAUGCAACUUACAAACUCUUUACCCUUGUAAAAACUGGAAGCUUCUACACAUGUAGCUUCUACAGGCUGCAGUAUCUGUAUUUAGUGUGAGAUCUUAAUAUGGUAUUGUAGGUUUAAAUCACUUACCAGUAAGUACAUAGUAUAGAAAGGGAUGAACACCAGCAGAUGCUAUGAUCCUCAAAGACUGACAUACCACAGCAUGGAGUGAAUUUCAGAACGGUUGAUGCACUAGGCCAGGGAUGGGCAACUUUGUUGGGGUGGGGGUCACAACAGAGGUAUCAUGCCCAUAGGGAGUACAGGGGCAUGUGCCCUUUAAGAUGUGUCUUGUUAAAAACAUUAUUUAAAAUAAUAAGUAUUUUUUUUCUGUAAUACUACUAGCCAAUUAGCAACUUCAUGAAGUUGGCUUUGGCUAGCCUAAUCUCCCAACCUCAUAACUAGUUACCAAAAAGCCAUUUAAGGCUAUUAAUCAAGGUAGAGCUGCUGGCUUGUCUAUCUUAGCUGGAAUGUCUGCUGGAAAAGUUGGUCGAUUUUAGAAAAGCAAGCAAUAACGAAGAGCUCUAUUCAAUCAGAUCCGCUUUAGCCAACAUCUGCAUAGCGGUUGUUUUGGCGGUGUUGGAACUGUCAUUAUACCUAAAGCGGUCAUUGCCAUUGGCUACACAGAGUCGCAUUAAGAGAAAUCCAGCAGCCAGCAAUCCCAUGCAGCCAUGUUUCCAAGUUCGAAAACUGGAAUGUGAGAUGUAAUCUACACCUUGAUUAGAUUUAUAUAAAUCCUAAUUUUCAAUUUGAGUGUCAUUUACGUCUAAUGCGAGUGGGGGCGGGUGAGCCUUUGUGACAAUGAUCACAAGCGCAGCUGUCUACGAUUUAAUGACUCCAACGCAAUUACAACUCCAAAGCGUCCGCUAUGGGGCGUCUGCUAUUGCCGGUUAAUGCUUGAUCUGAUUGAAUCUAGGCCUAAAUGUACUGACUAAGAUUUAUUUUCAAUCCUUUACCCAGAUUUGAGCAGAGAUGCAGGGAAGAAUAUAUAUAUUUUUUUAAAUGUAAGAACCACCUGUCAGCAGGAUACAGACAGCUCAAGAGGUAUGCUUAGCUAUGCAGAAAAAAUAUAUACAUAUAUUUUUUUGCAUAGAAUUAAGCAUAAUGUUUAUGGCUCUAGAUUGCAGGAAAAAGCUGUUUCAGGUGUCAACUUAGUCUUCACCUCCCAGCGAUCCCCACAUACUUUGUGCCCCCUUAGAUUUUGGGAGUGCAUGACUCCCCUGGGCUACAAGUUGCCCAUCCCUGCGUUAGGCUAAGACCUCCAAUGAUAAAGUGUGGUUAUAAUAUAAUAAUGUUUAACUCUGUAAUGAGAUGGCAUGCUGAAUUCCAUCAGGUUGGGUGGCACCUCAAUUAUUUGUUAAGGGCAGUAAUAGCCUAAUAAUUUAUCCUAGAAAUUAUUACAGAAUAUUAUUGACCAAGAUCAUAUGGCCUUAUACUCACACUUUUAUACUUCAGAAGUCCUUUAUAAGACAAGUGUAUGUACAGUGUAUAAUGGUUUAUGUAUACAGUACCCGUCAAAAGUUUGGACACACAUCCUCAUUCAAAGGUUUUUCUUUAUUUGUACUAUUUUCCACAUUGUAGAAUAAUAGUGAAGACAUCAAA